Molecule: messenger RNA, 738 nt
Organism: Caenorhabditis sp. 36 PRJEB53466
Lineage: Eukaryota; Metazoa; Nematoda; Chromadorea; Rhabditida; Rhabditidae
Source: the annotation of a GenBank genome assembly
AUGGGUAGACGUCCAGCGCGGUGCUACCGCUAUAUCAAGAACAAGCCUUACCCGAAGUCCCGCUUCUGCAGGGGAGUUCCGGACGCGAAGAUCAGAAUCUUCGAUUUGGGAAACAAGAGGGCUAAUGUUGAGGUGUUCCCAGCAUGCGUGCACAUGAUGUCCAAUGAGCGUGAGCAUCUUUCCUCCGAAGCUCUUGAAGCCGCCCGUAUUUGCGCCAACAAGUACAUGGUCAAGAACUGCGGAAAGGUAUUUAAAAAAAAAGUAAUUCCUAAUAAUCAAUUGAUUUCAUUCAGGACGGAUUCCAUCUCCGUGUGCGCAAGCAUCCAUUCCACGUUACCCGUAUCAACAAAAUGCUUUCCUGUGCCGGAGCUGAUAGACUCCAAACUGGAAUGCGUGGAGCUUACGGAAAGCCACAAGGAUUGGUCGCUCGUGUCGACAUCGGCGACAUCCUCUUCUCGAUGAGAGUCAAGGAUGGUGUGAGUUUUCGAACUAGCUAUUCGGUGCAACAGUUUGUCAUUUUAGAAUGUCAAGCACGCCAUUGAGGCCUUCCGUCGUGCCAAGUUCAAGUUCCCAGGGCGUCAAAUCAUCGUCUCUUCCCGCAAAUGGGGAUUCACCAAGUGGGAUCGCGAGGACUACGAGCGCAUGCGUGCUGAAGGAAGACUCGUCUCCGAUGGAGUUGGUGUUCAACUCCAGCGCGAGCAUGGACCACUCUCCAAGUGGAUUGAUAACCCAAUCUAA